UCAUUCUUUAAAUUAAUGACAAUUUAUUAUAAUCUUUGCCUGGCUAUUAUUGCAAAUCCGUACCCAAGCUUUACGUAUAUUCUUAUCCAUACUUUGUUUUAUUGUUAAUUAUCUAAGUCACUAUCAAUGGUCUUUAAGUAAAUUAACAAUUGCAAAUAUUUAACUAGUAAUUUGGCGAAACACUAGAUAAAUAAAAAAAAAAAUUCCACUGUAAAAAAAAGUAAAUGUUCAUAGUUCGAGUUCAUCGGUCUCUGAAUUCACGCGUUUUAAUUUAGUUUUUUUUCUUUAAAUUAUAUAACAUCAUGUCACUAUUAUUCAAAAUUUAUCUGAUUAUUUAUAAUUUUUACUUGAUCUCUGCAGCAGAAGAUGCAAAUUACUGGACUUAUAUAGCGAAAGAUGAAUUGAAAGAGUCGUUGUCAUAUUCAUGGAAUAAAAAUAUUGCGAAAAAUGUAAUAUUAUUUAUUGGCGAUGGCAUGAGUAUCGAUACGAUAACAGCAAGUAGAAUUUACCAUAAUGGAGAGACAAGUUAUCUUGCAUGGGAAAAAUUUCCUCAUGUUGGCUUAUUAAAGACUUAUAAUACUAAUCUGAAGGUACCAGAUUCAGCGUCGACGGCAACAGCGCUUUUUAGCGGAAUCAAAACCAAUACUUUAGUAGUUGGAGUUGAUAAUAAUGUAGUUCUAAAUGACUGCAACAGUAGUUUGAAACCAGAGUAUCACACUAAAUCAAUUAUUGAGUGGGCGCAAAAUGUAGGAAAAGAUACCGGUUUUGUAACAACGACAAGAGUAACACAUGCGACACCAGCUCCUUUGUACGCUCACUCACCAAAUCGUAAUUGGGAAUGUGAAAACAAAGUCCCAGUUGGAGCUAAAAAAUGCAAAGACAUUGCGCGUCAAUUGAUUGAAGACGAUCCGGGAAGAAACAUAAAAGUUAUUAUGGGUGGUGGGCGCCAGAUGCUUAAAUCUAACGUAACGGGAACUAAAAUAGAUCCUAUUGAUACGUGGGCAUGUUACAGUAGCGAUGGGCGAAAUUUAAUAGAGGAUUGGGCGCGAGAUAAGGCUCUGAAAAAUGCCAGGCACCAGGUUGUCCAAAAUAACAAGCAAUUGAGGGCCGUAGAUCCUGAUGAUGUAGAUUUUUUGAUGGGGAUCUUUGCCAAUGGAUAUUUGAACAUGGACUGGGAGAGAGUUGAUGGCCCAGAAGGGCAGCCUAGUCUCGAAGAGAUGACCACAAUGGCAAUUAAGGUGCUGCGGAAGGCGCCCAAGGGUUUUUUGUUAGUGGUUGAAGGUGGACUAAUUGAUGUCGCUCAUCACCACGGGAAUGCUGCUCAAGCACUCCGUGAAACUGUCAGAUUAUCGGAUGCUAUCAAUGCCACUUUGCAGAUGGUCGAUUUAGAUGACACUCUGGUAAUAGUUACUAGUGAUCACUCGCAUUCCAUGGCUUUCAAUGGCUACCCUGAAAGAAAUUCAACGGUUUUAGAUGCCCCUCAAAAAUUGAAUUUCGAUGGCAUGGCAUAUCCUAUAUUGUCUUACAGUACAGGAAUAUUUGAUGACAUGGCUCAUAAAAUAAGCAACGACAACGCAACCGGGAUAAAUCCUAAUAGUAACAAUAAAUCGGAUUAUAGUUACGGCCAAAAAGCAGCAUUUAUUAGGGCUGAAGCUUAUCAUGGCGGCGGCGAUGUUCCGAUUUAUGCUAUAGGACCUUACGCACAUUUAUUUCAUUCAACGCACGAACAAAAUUACGUUGCACACGUGAUUGGCUAUGCGGCGCAAAUUGGACCGUACGCCAAUGCUGCUAAUCAGCUAAACCGAAAGUGGAUUGUGAUAAUUACAUGUUCUAUCAUAUAUGUAGUAUACUAUUGCUCAAAUACAUAUUUCUGAUGCUAUCAGCGAGAAGAUAUUGUAGAAUAUAGCUUAUCUGUGCUCAUUUGAUCUUUGAUUUUUUAAACAUCGCGACUAAUCGCAAUCAAGUAUUCAUUUUUUUUCUGUCUUCAGUACUAUUUUUCCUCUCAGUUGAACUUCGCAAGAAGUAGAAAAUAAACAAAAAUACAUAUUUCGAUAACUCAGAGGUAUCACUGACCUAGUCGCACGAAUAAUGCAAACAUUGAUGAUUCAUUUUAUUAGUAUUGUUUUUUCUAAAUAUAUUU
Molecule: messenger RNA, 2140 nt
Organism: Microplitis mediator
Lineage: Eukaryota; Metazoa; Arthropoda; Insecta; Hymenoptera; Braconidae
Product: alkaline phosphatase-like
Exons: 7
Coding region: 303-1874 (523 amino acids)
Biological process (GO): dephosphorylation
Molecular function (GO): alkaline phosphatase activity
Source: RefSeq, a predicted model, not a curated record